GCACCCCCAGCGCGCCUCCCGCGGAGCCCUCCCCCGCACCGUCCGCUCGCCGGGUCCCCGCCGCGGCCCCGGGUUGCAGCCAGGCGGCCGCGCGGGGACCGCGGGACAGGGUGGAGGUGGGGGCAAGGGGCGGGGAUCCGGGCCGGGCUGGGGCCGCGCUGCCUGCGAUGCCGGGCGCCCGCCGCAGCCGCCGCCGCCGGAGCCCGGGAUGGGGCGAGAGGCUGCGGCGGACGCCAGCAUCUCCCCGCCGGGGGCCCCGGGGGCCGCGGAGCCGCCGCCGCCGCUGCUGCUGAGACCCAGCAGGCGAUGGGAUGAAGAUGAGACGCUACAAGCUCUUCCUCAUGUUCUGUAUGGCCGGCCUGUGCCUCAUCUCCUUCCUGCACUUCUUUAAGACCCUGUCCUACGUCACCUUCCCCCGGGAACUGGCCUCCCUCAGCCCGAACCUCGUGUCCAGCUUCUUCUGGAACAAUGCCCCCGUCACGCCCCAGGCCAGCCCAGAGCCGGGGAGCCCCGACCUGCUGCGGACCCCGCUGUAUUCCCACUCGCCGCUGCUCCAGCCACUGUCGCCAAGCAGGGCCACCGAGGAGCUCCACCGGAUGGACUUCGUGCUGCCCGAGGACACCACCGAGUAUUUCGUGCGCACCAAGGCCGGGGGUGUCUGCUUCAAACCGGGCACCAAGAUGCUGGAGAAGCCCCCAUCCGGGCGGCCAGAGAAGGCGGAGGGGGGCGAUGGCUCCUCCGCCCGGGGCCCAGUCCGGCACCUGCUGAGCGCCCAGGAGCGCGUGGGGAGUCGCGGCGCGCGGCGCAAGUGGGUGGAGUGCGUGUGCCUCCCGGGCUGGCACGGGCCCAGCUGCGGCGUGCCCACCGUGGUGCAGUACUCCAACCUGCCCACCAAGGAGCGCCUGGUGCCCAGGGAGGUGCCGCGGCGCGUCAUCAACGCCAUCAACAUCAACCACGAGUUCGACCUGCUGGACGUGCGCUUCCACGAGCUGGGCGACGUGGUGGACGCCUUUGUGGUGUGCGAGUCCAACUUCACGGCGUACGGGGAGCCGCGGCCGCUGAAGUUCCGGGAGAUGCUGACCAACGGCACGUUCGAGUACAUCCGCCACAAGGUGCUCUACGUCUUCCUGGACCACUUCCCGCCGGGCGGGCGGCAGGACGGCUGGAUCGCCGACGACUACCUGCGCACCUUCCUGACGCAGGACGGCGUGGCGCGCCUGCGCAACCUGCGGCCCGAUGACGUCUUCAUCAUCGACGACGCCGACGAGAUCCCCGCGCGCGACGGCGUGCUCUUCCUCAAGCUCUACGACGGCUGGACCGAGCCGUUCGCCUUCCACAUGCGCAAGUCGCUCUACGGCUUCUUCUGGAAGCAGCCGGGCACGCUGGAGGUGGUGUCGGGCUGCACGGUGGACAUGCUGCAGUCGGUGUACGGGCUGGACGGCAUCCGCCUGCGCCGCCGCCAGUACUACACCAUGCCCAACUUCCGGCAGUACGAGAACCGCACGGGCCACAUCCUGGUGCAGUGGUCGCUGGGCAGCCCCCUGCACUUCGCCGGCUGGCACUGCUCCUGGUGCUUCACGCCCGAGGGCAUCUACUUCAAGCUCGUGUCGGCCCAGAACGGUGACUUCCCCCGCUGGGGGGACUACGAGGACAAGCGGGACCUCAACUACAUCCGGAGCCUGAUCCGCACGGGGGGCUGGUUUGACGGCACGCAGCAGGAGUACCCGCCGGCCGACCCCAGCGAACACAUGUAUGCCCCCAAGUACCUGCUCCAGAACUACAACCAGUUCCGCUACCUGCUGGACAACCCCUACCAGGAGCCCAAGAGCACGGCGGAAGGUGCGCCGCGGAACAGGGGUUCGGACGGCCGGCCGCCCGCCAGGGCCAAAUCGGAAGUGAUGGAAGGCUAAGGUGGCGCGAUCUUACAGGGCCAGUGGCAGGGCAGCGGGUGGCGACUUCUGUCGUCUCCCUGACCUCAGAGGGGUUCUUGAGAGGACCAGGAGUGGAAGGGUGGGGGAAUCUUCCCUGUUCAAGCCCUUGUGAAUCAGGGCUCAGGCCUGCGAGCUCAAAAAGCAUCAUUCCUUGUCAGGAGAGGGAGACCAGCCCUUCCGCCCCCCAAGAGGGCUGUGGCCAGGAGGUGCCGUGGAGAGUGCAUGAAUGUCCCUGGGUGUCAGGGGAAGGUGGGGAAGGGCGCGGGAGGAACUCGCGCAGUGCUCCCGUGGGAGCUGAGGCCCCGCUGGGGAGAAGCCGGCUUUUGGGCUUCCUGGUGCUUUGGACCAGCAGUGGGAAGGGUGGGUGCCAGGAUGUCCCCGGGCUCUGUAAAUAAUUGCAUUUGGGCCCAAGAGGAAGAGGGGGCACCGAGAAAGGAGGGCAUAAACAUAGAGCAUCCAGUGGGGAAGUAGCACGGUGUCCUCAGAAGUCCAGGGCCAGAAGAGCCGCCUGCCCGCCCCACGGGGACACCACUGUGGUGGGUGCCAGCUGUAUGCCCCAGCCCUGCCCCAGCCCUUCCCCAGCUGACUCCUCUCUGGGGAGUGUGGGCCUGACUUCCAUGUUCCUUUUUACUUUCUACAUCGUUGUCUUGGGGGCUACCCGCUAGUCCUUGCAAGGCCAGGAGGUCAGUUCUCAGGGCGGCACAGGGCUCCAGCCAGCCCAGUAGGUCAGCCCCAGGGGCACCUCGUCACCCCUUCCCACUGGAGUCCACAGCCCUGGCUCUCCACCGUCUCAGGUGGAGUCGCCCCCGUGCCCCUCUCCGGUGCUGGCUGGGGGCCAGGAACGGGCCACGAGAGACAUGAUGGCCAGUUGUGUGUUAUCUCAUUCCUCUUAGUAUGCCUCGUGGGGGCAGGAGAUGGACCCACUGAAGUAGGUUCUAAGCUGCUGUAAUUAAGAGACGCCGAAAUACAGUGAGUGGUUUAAGCCAGACAGAAGCUUGUUUCGGAUUUAACCCCCUGGAGGGGAGGGGUCUGGACCGAGGAGGGCAGCUCUGCUUCCCUCGUGCAACCUUCCAGUUCCGGACGGGGGGCUCGCCCCGUUCCCAGCGGCACACGGGCACCCAGGCCCCGGGGGCCGGCAGAGAAAGGCAAGGGAAACGCAGAGCCUCUCCUGUUCGUGGCGUGAGCCAGAGAUGGCACAGUCACUUCUGAUGGCAUCUUGCUGGCCGCAGGCAGCUGCAAGGAAAGCUGGGCUGCCAUGAGCUCAGCAUCAGCUUAGUUCUCACGUUACAGGAAGGUGGAAAAGGUGGAUACAGGGGCUAGGGGGGAGAGGGUAGAAACGACUGUGGCAGUCAUAAGGUCAUCCUGCCUUGCGUGGAGCUCCUGGAACGACCCGCCCCCUCCCUGCCAGCCCGGGGCUGGGGUGCGCUGGGAGCCUGCGGUUAUAGGGAGGGUGGGCCACCCUCUCUCCGAGGCCCCAGUAGAUGCUUGCCCGGUGACGCCAGGACGCAGAGGCUGCCUGUGGAAUGGUGCGUGUGUGUGCGUGUGUAUUUAUGGGCAUGGGUGCAUGCUUGUGUGUACUUGUAUGUGUCUGUGUCGCUGUGUCCCUAUACAUAAUAUUUGUGUGUGGAUGGCCCCCUUCCCCGGAGUCUGGAGCCUGUGAUCACGCCUCCUGCAGCUCCCCAAAGUGACUGAGGCAGAAAACCCUUGGGGAGCCUGGAAAGCAAGGCUAAAGGGAAUGCAGGGUCCGUCCGUCCGUCCGUCUUUCAGUUCGAGGGAUGAGAAUCCUCCUGACCCAAGGGCUGGGCUGCAUAGCCACACGCCCACGACCUCCAAGCCCCGCUCGGCCCCACCCACAUCCUUCCACCCUGUGCUCUCUGGCCUCCAGCAGGGACUUUUUCUGGGUGUUCCUCAAUGGGCCAGACGAGGAGGGUGCCCCUUUCGCCACAGCUCCGUCUGCAGAAGUUCCUGCUGUGGGAGUGGUGAGGCAGCUGGCUGAGGAAGUCAGUCAGUCUCUGGGGCAGGAAUGAAGAAGGCUGAGGGGGCUCUAUUGCCCCCACUCUCCCUCCUGUCUCUAGAAGGACUGCCAGGGAACCCCUCUCAGAGUUACAGCAGCCCCCCGUCUCUGAUUCCUCUGGGGGCUGAGACAUGGCUCAGGAGGUCAGCCACCACCCCUGCUCACCCCUGGACAGGAAGCCUCAGGGGUCCGGAAUCGAGCCUGAGCCCCAGCCCAGACGCCUCCCUGCUGGCCAGCGUUCUCACCCCACGCGCCCUCCUGCUACUGCCAGGCACCCCCUCCCAGGCUGGCCUCCAGUUCACCAGCUCGGGCAAGGGAAGAAGGGUGGAGCUCAGACCUGCCAGGCCCGGCCUUUCCUUCUCAGACCCAGGAGGGCAUGUUCGUGGCCACUGUCAAGUGAGGCCUAGCCACCGGGCGGAGAUGACAGCUGUCAGAGGGGUGGGGGGCAAAGGCACGGGGUUGAAGAGUUUCACAUGUAAUCACACCACACACUGGGAAUUUGUGGGGGACAGGGGAGCCCUGGGCCACUCACCCAAUGCGAAGGGAAGCCAAACUGUGAACGUGAGUGCUGGUGUACCACUAGCCCUGACAACACACCCCCAUUUCUCUUCCCUGGGACACCUGCCCUACACCUGUCGGCCCAGGGAGGUGCAGCCCACCCACAGGCCAUGCCGGGUCCCGGGGUCAGGCAUGGGAGCGCUUUGGAGGGCAAAGGUAACAGUUGGGGUGGGGAGACAGGACUUGGCCAAAAAGAUAGCAGGGCCCUGGGAAAUGUAUAAUUUAAGGACACCAUUAUUUUUUUUGGAAGGGAAAAUCGAUAUGUACAUUCUGAAAUCAUUUUCUCUGUAAAUGGUUGGAUUUCAUUUCACCCUUAAAGGGAUGCUUAAGGUAAUAUUAAUAAUAAAAACAGCU
Molecule: messenger RNA, 4857 nt
Organism: Phyllostomus hastatus (greater spear-nosed bat)
Lineage: Eukaryota; Metazoa; Chordata; Mammalia; Chiroptera; Phyllostomidae
Gene: MGAT3
Product: beta-1,4-mannosyl-glycoprotein 4-beta-N-acetylglucosaminyltransferase
Exons: 2
Coding region: 312-1910 (532 amino acids)
Biological process (GO): protein N-linked glycosylation; N-acetylglucosamine metabolic process
Cellular component (GO): membrane
Molecular function (GO): beta-1,4-mannosylglycoprotein 4-beta-N-acetylglucosaminyltransferase activity
Source: RefSeq, a predicted model, not a curated record